Messenger RNA from Corylus avellana, 793 nucleotides. RefSeq lists its product as uncharacterized. Lineage: Eukaryota; Viridiplantae; Streptophyta; Magnoliopsida; Fagales; Betulaceae. Gene Ontology annotation, cellular component: endomembrane system. The record is from RefSeq and is a predicted model, not a curated record.
CCUUGAACUUCAAUCAAAAAGAAUAUCUUCCCCAUUGGAGAGAGUAUUCCCUCUACGCUUCUACCUUCAACUUCAACUCCAGGAAAACUACAGACCACCUUAUUCAACAAUCGCUGCUGUCGUCCCAAUUCUUCAACCCUAUCCAAUAAAACCUUUAACCUGUGCGUGAAUCAAACAGCUUGCAGGGAGAUCGAAGGAAGGACGAGAUGGCGUAUGUGGACCACGCGUUCUCGAUAACGGACGAGGACAUAAUGAUGGAGACGUCUUACGCGGUGAACAACAGGCCUCCCAUCAAGGAGAUCGCUCUCGCCGUCUCGCUCCUCGUCUUCGGUGCCGUCGGCAUCAUCGUCGGCCUCCUCAUGGCCGUCAACCACGUUGGCGGCGACCGUGCUCAUGGGAUCUUCUUUGCAAUACUGGGUUCGAUCUUGUUCAUUCCAGGCUUUUACUAUACACGAAUUGCAUACUAUGCUUAUAAGGGAUACAAAGGCUUUUCUUUCUCCAACAUACCUCCUGUAUAAUGCACGAUUUACCAAUAUUUCAAGCUGGCCUCCCACUCCUGUACAGAUCUUCCUGAGUUCUACUUUUAGUUGAUGAUGUGUAUUAGCUGCUAAUAGUUCUGAACAGUUUUGAGCUUUUUACUGCAAUAUGGUGGAAUUGUGUUUUUCCAUUGACCUAUUGGCGAUCUUGUGACCUAUGAAAUGUUAUGUAUAUGUUAUAUUUUGUACUUGUACCGGUUGUUGUCUCUUUAAUCUAGCACGUUUCUCUGCUUGCAUGCAGUUUCCUUUUAUUCGUU